UGAACCUUCGAAAUAUAAUCUGAUUAUACACUGAAUAUUGCAAUUCUUUUUGGUUAUUUUUACGAUCUGAUUUCUCCUGAAACGCAGUAAAUUUGAGAUUAAGGGAUUAAUAUUACCGGGAAAACAAUUUGAAGAGAGCUGACGUAAUUCACGGUAUUUUUUUUACCACGAGUGUGCGGUUCAGCAUGGUUUGUUGAUGUUUUUGACAAGCAACGAAAAGUAAUUUAUACUCAGGACCUAAUCUUAACUUGAACGUUUUGUGCAGUAUCCCGAUGGAUGGAUUCGAUACUAUUAGCUUAGAGAGUAAUACCUGUGAUAUUUGUAAUCAAGAUACAGGAGAAGAACUGAUUGAUUGUAUUCUGAACGACCGAUGUUUGCAGGUGAGAGAGAACAGUGUCGAUGGUAAAGAACCUUACAAACGAGCGCAUAAAGAUUGUCUUCACAAGUGGAAAACUGUAAUCCAGGCUACCCUGACAGCUAGAUGUCCUUCUCCAAAAAGAACCUGGAAGGAUAGGAUAAAAGAUCUCUUAAUUCGACACGAAGAAUCAAACGCGAAUGAUACUUGGCUCCGAGUUGAUUGUGCUCCAAAAAAUCAUGACUCGAUACAAGUCGAAAAUUCGAAAACUUUAAACUUGAAUUCGAACCAAAACAACAACAAAACGAGCUCGCGAAGACAUUGUUUCUUAACUAAUGAAGAAUACAGAAUAGAACGAACCGAAGAUGAGGUUGGUUCAUGCGAAGAAAGAGCUCGUAAACUUCGCGUUCGCUCUGUCGACAAAGAAGACGAAGAUUUCGAUGUUUCAAAAGACUUGCAGCUUAAUGACAAAUACGAGGAUGCAGAAAUCUUCCAAACAUCUUGGACUGUCGCACAACUUGACAAGAUGCACAAAAAUGAGAUAGAGGAUAUCAUUGCACAGAUCAAGCAAAGAAUUGAAGAGGUGUCAACACUACUGAUUUCUGAACUCCAGGAAAAGGAUUCUCUCCGACAACAGGCUGAUAUUUUGCAUACAACAGCUGCUCAAUUGGUCAAGUUGAAACAAAAGCAAAAUAUCAAAACUCAUAGUUUAGACUUUGAACAUCAGCAUCAUCUGGUGACAUGAUGUAUGUUAUAUAUGUUAUAUUAUGUCCUGGGGCAGAUCCAGGGGGUGUUCUGUGGUAUACUGGACACCCCCUAAUGCUAUAGUUACUCUUACAUAUGCCUUUUUGAAGUGAUCCAUAAUAUCUGUAUAUAUAUUUUUCAUUUGGGACACCCCGUUAACGAAUUCCUGGAUCCUACCCUAAUGUGUUAAACCAAGGACUCAGAACAUAACUAAUGGUUGCAUAUGCAACAAGCACUACUGACCCUUCAAGUUUUAAUACAAUAUGUGUUUUCAAACAUCUAGCCCCCAAUGUUGCCAAGGCAAUGUCAUCAAUGCUGCUUAUAAACAUCCUCCCUCCUGGACAAAGAAAAGUUCUUCUACUGCAGCCUACUUUAAUAAAUAAUCUUUAUCUUUGAGUGGUUCAAGGUGCUUUUUAUGAGCAUACGAAUUUGUAAAAUAUUAUAGUUGAAUCUGUCAGAAGAAUUUGGUGGGACCCUUGGUCCCCCCCCCCCCCCCCUCACAACCAUUGUAGUAGUAUUAGACAUGCAUGAACACAGAUUUUCUUUUCAAAAUACAAAAAAGUAUACAGUAAUAUACUGUAUGUAAUGUUUAAUAAACCAGCAGGAGUGUUUUAUCGGGUAUAAAACAUGAGGCGUAGCCG
Actinia tenebrosa (Australian red waratah sea anemone) is the source of this 1740-nucleotide messenger RNA. RefSeq lists its product as uncharacterized. The record is from RefSeq and is a predicted model, not a curated record. Lineage: Eukaryota; Metazoa; Cnidaria; Anthozoa; Actiniaria; Actiniidae.